Cydia fagiglandana is the source of this 4503-nucleotide messenger RNA. RefSeq names its product tyrosine-protein kinase Drl (gene Drl-2). The transcript is spliced from 13 exons. NCBI's taxonomy places the organism in Eukaryota, Metazoa, Arthropoda, Insecta, Lepidoptera, Tortricidae. Gene Ontology annotation, molecular function: ATP binding; protein kinase activity. Gene Ontology annotation, biological process: cell surface receptor protein tyrosine kinase signaling pathway; positive regulation of kinase activity; protein phosphorylation. The record is from RefSeq and is a predicted model, not a curated record. Gene Ontology annotation, cellular component: plasma membrane; signaling receptor complex. The coding region runs from base 305 to 2113 and encodes 602 amino acids.
AGGGUUGUACAGUGCGCAUGACAGUAAGUAACUUGUUGGCACGGAAAGCGUUUCAAAGCGGCAGUGCGGCGUCCGACGUCCUCAGCGUAUCCCGCUGGGGUUUACCGCUCCCGGACUAAGUUUCCGUUACGAAAAAUCCGCGAAAAGCGUUCGGAUUUCGAAUUCGAAAUGGAUUAGGCGUGUUUUGUUUUUGAUUGACUUUUCUGCCAUGUUGGAAACGGGGUUUCACGCAACAUGGAUACAACGUGACUUUAAAGAAAUUAAGAUUGAAUUUGAUGGAAUUAUUGAACUGUAAGUGUUUGUGAUGGCGUUGAAGAGACUUGUUAUCGUCUGGGCGGUCUGGCUGGCGUUGCCAUUGGCAACGGGCCAUCUCAACGUGCUCAUCAGCCAGGCUGAAGUGAUGAAAUUGCUCGGUCUCGACGCAGAACUAUACUACGUGCGAGAAGGCGUGGUAAACACCUAUGCCACAGGCUUCAUCGUACCGGUGCCUGCGCACAUAGCAGACCUGGAGUUUAUGUGGCAGUCCUUGGGCAGGAAACCAUUACCGUACGUUAUGGACAUAGACUACGAGAGCCGAGGCGCGAUGCUGCCGCCGCAAGUCAACAUCUCGGAGAGGGGGAUGGUGCCCACCAAGUUGCAAGCUUUCAGAGUACGCUUGCCCUGCACCGGCAGCAGAAGCGCUGAGAUUCUGGUGACAAUGCAACUAAACAUUUCGGCUCCUGAUCGCGCCCACAAAGAUGUACGGCUUUUGUUUAAAAGGAACAAGAUCUGCUUGAAAGGUCUAUCAACAGUAGUCACCCACAACGAAACCGCUAUGCUGGCGGGCGACGCCACCUGCGGCUCCAGCGGCGUGACCUUCGCUGCUGGCGGCUGCGCGGCUGCAGCGCUGGCGCUGCUGGCAGCGGCGGCCGCGGCGGCCGCGGCGGGCACGCUUUACCGACGGGGCGGGAAGGCGCGCCAUCAUGAUUCUAUACAUACAUCAUAUACCACAGCAGCCUACGGCAGUCAUCAGAACGUCCUGCUACGAUUGGACACCCUCGGCAGACCACCGAGCUCCACUGGAUCUUAUGCUACUAUAGCCAGCCUACAUAAAUUUCCGUUUGGCAGCAGAAGAUCCCCUUCACCGUACGCGACGACCCACAUCGGAGAGCACGUGUACGCUAAACCCGAGUCCCGGGUGUCCUACUACGCAGCCUCUAAUCUCACGCACGUCUCGCAGACCACAAUAACCAAGGACCGCAUCACAGACCCGGCGGAGCAGCUCCGAAUUCUGACAACACCUCGGUCGAACAUUCGUCUCGAGAUCCUGGUUCAUGAGGGGACGUUUGGACGAGUCUAUAAGGGGGUGUACAAACGAGGGGAUACGUAUGAAGAGGUCUUAGUUAAAACCGUGUCAGAAGCAGCAUCGGCCAUGCAAGCAGCCCUGCUCGUCGCCGAAGGCCUAAGGCUGUGUGGCCUCGUCCACAACAACGUACUAGCACCAAUGGCAGCCUGCGCUGAAGAAGCACGGAAACCACUUCUAGUAUAUUGCUGCGCUUCUCACUCUUCUAAUCUUAAAAGGUUCCUAACAUCAUGUCGGCUAGGCCACCAGGCAUCACCAGCGACGCGGGAGUUAGUAGAGCUUGGUGCACAAGUGGCUUGCGGCCUGUCUUAUUUACACGUCCAACGUUUCGUUCACGCUGACGUCGCUGCGAGGAACUGCGUAGUCGAUGAGAAAUUGAGACUGAAGGUGACCGAUAAUGGCCUAUCCAGGGAUCUAUUCCCUGAUGACUACCACUGUCUUGGCGAUAACGAGAACAGACCAGUGAAAUGGAUGGCACCAGAAUCUCUUCUGCAGAACCAGUACACGACAGCUUCUGAUGUGUGGGCGUUAGGGAUAACGCUAUGGGAGCUGGCAACUCUUGGUGCUUCUCCAUUAGCUGAAUUGGAUGCUGCUGAUGUUGGAGCAUUCCUCAGCGGAGGCUAUCGGCCAUCUCAGCCACAUAACUGUCCGGAUGAACUGUAUGGCCUAAUGUCCUGGUGUUGGACCACUUCUGCAUCAGCGCGACCGACAGCACCUCAGCUUUUGGCGGCCCUUCAUGACUUCAGACAAGCACUUAGCACGUAUAUCUAACUUUGUUUAUUCAGGAUGUUUCAACAAUAUUUUGUUUGACCAUAUCACUGCUUUACUUUGUUUCAAAUAAGUAAGUAGCUUUGAAAUAUGUACAAUCAGCGGCAAAAGUUACUAAGCGGGCGAGGUGUUCAAUAUUAUCUUGACACCCUCUUAUUCUCUUAAUAAUAAAGUCGCUUCAAGAUCAUUUUGAACACCAGACCCGCUUAGAAACUGCUGCUGCUGACUGUAUAUUAAUAAAGAAUAUGCUACCUUUUUAUUUCUCCGAGACGUUUAACUUUUGGAAUAUUAUAGUCAAUUCAAAUAUCACUCGGCACUAUUUUUCGUAUACUUACUAAACCCAAAGUGCCUGCCAAAGAAUCUUAAAAUCCGCUAAGUAGAUGGAGCAUAAAAUGAUUAGGUAAAACCAAAGAUGUAAUGUCGGAUGGCGUAGCGCUUGAGCUAGGGAAUUGGUGUAGGAUAAAAUAAGGAAAUGCAAAACGGUGAUAUAUUUUUAAUUAAGUCAUAAGAACCUAUUAUGAGUACGAGUAUACCCAAAAUACUUAAUUAUCUUUCUUGAAAUGACGCUAGUUAGACCGUUAGGUAUCAUAGUAAGCGACAUUACGGCAGAAUAUUAUAACCAAAGCAAUUGAAAUGUCCCCAAAGACGGUUACCAAAGAUUAGGUAUAAUUUUAAGAUAACCUAUUACAUAUAUUAUAUGACUAGACAAAAAAGAAAUAUAAAAUAAAUAAGUUAAAUUAUCUAAACUAGGUUGGACAAAUGCAUGUAGUAAUUUGGUCUUGUAACAUUAUUUAUUAUAUUAUUUUUUCGAAUACCUACAGUUGGUAAUUACUCUCAGUUACCUCCUGUAGAGUCAGUUACCUACUGUCAGAGUAGUAACUACUCUCAGUUUUAGAAAUACGAUGUGAUUGUUAAUAUUAAUAAUAGUAGAUUUAUUUUAAAGCAUAUUGCAAUAUUUAGUUUGCCAUUGUUAAUUUGUUAUACAUAAUACAAUUUUUACACUUGUUUAAUGAUUGCACGAUUUACAUUUUUGAAAAAUUUGGACCAAUAUCGCCCAACCUCUUUUGUACAUACGAAAUCGAUGCAAAAGGAAUUUAAUUUUGAUAAAUAGAGCCGAUGGCUUUGAUUAAUUUAAUUGCGAUAUUAAUCGUUUUAGUCAUAAUUAUUAGGAUAGAGUUCCUGAGGACAUAAAAGUCCGUCCAGGCACAAAAGGAUACAACACCAAAGCAGUAGUUAGUCAUGAUAUAGUUGACGAAAUGGUUUCGAUGAAUCUACAAUUUAAUUAAAAAUUGAAAUGAAUCACUUAGAAGCAUCGACAAAGCAAUAAUAAUAAUAUCUCAUAAUAAAAUUGUUGUAGUGUCUGUACCCAUUGCUGUAAAGAUUCUUCAAAACCAUUAUUCGUGUAACUUUCAUGAUAAGAAGAUGUCUAUUAAACCACAAUUACUCAUAUAAAAUAUAUAAAUGUACUAUUCAAUAUAACUAGUACUUAAAACGGAAACAUAACAAUAUUCAAAUUGUGUAAAUAUAUGAAUUUAAAAAUCAAUGUCAGUUUUUUUCAAACCAUCGUAAUAGUAACAAGUACUUAAAUUGAGGUUAGAAAAUAAAUUUACUAACAAUUUCAAAUCGGUGUCGUCAUUAAAGGUAAAAUAUACGUGUAUUACAAAGUGAGAUUUAACUAUAGAUAGAUUAACCAAUUUCUUAUUAACUUUAUUAGGUACUUUUGCUUUUGUUUGUUGUUUGCUCAUUAUGUUUUAUUUAUUUUUUUAUUCUUCUUUCUUAUUUACUAAAUGAAUAUUGUUCAAUGCGUUAUCAGUAUUUCAGCUACCUCAACCAUAAUCUGCUUGCUGUUUAUUCUUAAGACCCUAAAUGCUAGUUACAAUAUUAUUCCUUCUAGUUGCUAUAUUACAUACACAAACAUAGUUUCGUUCGUUUGUAUUGUCUGUAAAUCUCAAAACUGGCGCAUAUUAGUGUCAUUGAAAUUUAAAUCAAAAACCUAACCUCGAUCAUCUUUUUCAUAUUUCACUUAUUAUUCUUUGAGAGAUUCUUUAUCUACCUUAAUUCCAAUGUCAUUGACAUAAUAUAUGUAUAUGCUAUUAAUACUUGUAUCUAAACAUGUUAUGGAUCAAACAGGGUCUUUAACUCUUAGGCAUUACCUAUACGUGUUUCUUAAUUUUAAUGUGUUGCGCUUUCUACUAAUACUUCGUAGCUUGAUGUUAACUUUUCUAUCGUAAAAUCGGUGUUCUUGUAAGAUUCUAGAAAUAAGCAGCACCCUAAAUAAAACGUUAGAAUAUAAUUAAAUCUUGUAAUUGCGCAAUCGGUAUUGAACAACAUGCAAAUAUGUAAGCUGAAAUAGCUAUAUUAUAAUGUUUUGUACUAAGAGGAGGAGUCAGUAA